Oncorhynchus mykiss (rainbow trout) is the source of this 1977-nucleotide messenger RNA. RefSeq names its product osteoglycin, paralog a (gene ogna). Lineage: Eukaryota; Metazoa; Chordata; Actinopteri; Salmoniformes; Salmonidae. Gene Ontology annotation, biological process: articular cartilage development; bone development. Gene Ontology annotation, cellular component: extracellular matrix. Gene Ontology annotation, molecular function: protein binding. The record is from RefSeq and is a predicted model, not a curated record.
CAGCAGAGAGCACCACCAGACUAGCAGCAGCAGAGAGCAGCGUGGAGAAGAGGUUUCUCUGAAUUGGCAACCAAAGAGUUAAAGUCUGUUCUAUAAACUCUCCCGUGCUUCAAGAAUCGCCUGGAAGCUACUUGUGCAGGCUUUAAAUACUGAUUUGACAGAUCACAUUUUACACACAACCUGCCACUGAGAAAAUAGCCCACGACUACUACCACCACCACCACCACCACCACCGCUACUACUACUACUACUAGCCCCAGCAGCUCCUGGUGUGUUCAAACACACACAGGGACACGAUGGGAACUCUGAGAGUGUUAUUCCUCUUGUCCUUUAUAUCGUCACCGUUGGUGCUCUGCUCCACUGGCAAACACUUUCACCAGGACUCAGCACUCAGACUGGAACAACAGGAUGUACUGCUGAAUAGAGAAGCUAAUCUGGAAGCAAAGAGGUCUAAGAGAGAGGCAGCAGCGUUGUGGCUGGGAGAGGACUAUGACUCCAGCAUGGUCUUCCUGGCUGCUGAUGAACCAGACAACGCCCCAGCUGAGGGGGGUGACGCCUCGGAGCUGCCCACAUGCCUGCUGUGUGUGUGUCUGACCGGCUCGGUGUACUGUGAGGAAGUUGUUCCUGAGAUGACUGCUGUGCCCACCCUGCCCAAGGAGACUGCCUACCUCUACGCCCGCUACAACAAGAUCAAGAAGAUCACCAAUAAAGACUUCGCAGAUAUCGUGACUCUGAAGAGAAUCGACCUAACGGGGAACCUGAUCUCGGAGAUUGAGGAAGGAGCGUUCUCUAAGCUGACCCUGCUGGAGGAACUAAAUUUGGCUGAGAACCAACUUGUCAAGCUGCCCAUGCUGCCCGGCAAGCUCACCACCUUCAACGCCAACCACAACCGGCUCAAAACCAAAGGGGUCAAGGCCAACGCCUUCAAGAAACUGGAGAAGCUGAUCAACCUGUUUCUGGGAGACAAUGCGCUGGAGGCUGUACCAGUGAUCCCGGAGAGCGUCCGCAUUGUCCACCUGCAGAACAACAACAUCACGGAUAUCAGCUUCGAGACGUUCUGCAAGGGCAACAACACGUACUACAUCAGACCCAACCUGAUGGAGGUGAGGUUGGAUGGGAACCCAGUGCUGCUGUCCAAGUACCCCAACAGCUUCACCUGCCUCAAGUCUCUUCCUGUUGGACAGUACCGCUAAAAAGACUAAACUCCCUUGGAGGGGGAAAAAAAAGGGUCUUCUGUUUUGACGUCAUUGGGACUUCCUGGUUAAAUAAAAAGUUUUAAUAGAAAGACAUACAACUUCUACAGGGGCGUAUUACAGUCAGAUGAAAUGUGAAGUUUGCGGAUAGACAGCCAUGUAAUGAAUAGAUCCAACACGAUUCCUUAUUCUACUUGACAAAAGACAAGACGAAUCUACACCAUUACAGUCCAUUUAUGUUCUGAAUGUUCUUCUGUAAAAUGGUGCCUUUCUCGGUCUCUUUCAGAAGACUAGCGGCUGGGAUUGAUAUGUUAGUAAUCUCACUUUAGCAAGCUAGGCCAACGUUGACUUUAAACGGAUCGCCUAUUUUCUGAUUUAUAAAAAGGUUAUUUUACAUUUUGUAUUUGUUCAAGUUUAUGUUCCGAGACCAAAUCAGUCGUCGGGGAAGACUUUGUAAAUACAUAUUUUCUUAGUGUUUUGACUUCUUUAAAAUGUUGAGUCAAGCUUUUGGCUUUCCUCCGAAUUCUGUGAAUUACUUUCAUGCAAACUGGUUCCUAACUUAAACAACUCAAGUAGAAGUUGAUGAGAAAAUAUAUAUCUUUGAAAUACGUACAUAUAGUGAUGUGAAACUAAUGUGCCUGUGCUCACAGCAUCGUAAAAGAUUUGAUAUUAAAAAUGGUCAAAUGAGAGGAGGUAUUAUUUUCUUAAGUCCCUUUCUUUCAAAAUCAUAAUUUCUCAUUUUAUUAUUAUUAUUACUUAUGUGAAUAAACAAAUAUGAUAUAGA